AUGGACGUAACCAGUGCUAAAAAGACGGUGACGUUCACUGAAGAUGCUGUCGUUCACGAAUUAAAAGAUACUGAUGUUAGUGACGAGAAGAAUGGAAUAUGGGGCAAUGGUAGCGGUUAUGGCGAGAACGAUAAUGACAGUGAGGAUGCUGCAGACUAUCAAGAUUAUGAUGACUGGGUUGACGAUUACGGCGAUGAGACUUCAGGUCAGAACAUUUCUGUGUGCUUUGAACUUGGAAUCUGA
Messenger RNA from Anisakis simplex (herring worm), 243 nucleotides. The record is from the annotation of a GenBank genome assembly. Lineage: Eukaryota; Metazoa; Nematoda; Chromadorea; Rhabditida; Anisakidae.